UAUGCGCUGCAUACAAACCACGAUUGCCAUUGUAUUACUAAUGGCUGGUGAUCUAGUAUUUGGAAGAAUUGUGCAUAAUGCAAAAGAGCACUGGAGUGGAAGAACAGAAGAAAAUACAAAAAGUAAGGGACGUGAUGAUGUAACGAAACAAGAUAAGGAUGUAUCCAGUGAGGAGAAAAACGAUGUACUAUUGCCGUCUAACAGAGUGUCAAUAGAAGCAGAACAAGGUCGUUUUGAGGGCGACAUUAUCAAAAGUCCAUAUCAAACUGGAAUUAAGAAGUUUCGCAAUGUUUUACAUGAAGACUUUUGGGGUAAUUUUCUAUGGACAAAUGGUGAAGUUCCUUACAUAUUAGAUGACAAUUACACUCCGACUGAAAGGAAACACAUCAUAAAUGCAAUGGCACUUAUAGAGAGUCGGUCGAUAAAUUGCGUGAAGUUCAAAGAAUAUUCAAAUCCUACGGCAGUAUUCUUGGACGGCUACAAGUUUGGAUAUCUAUAUAUAAAUAGACUAUUCGAUACCUGUUUGACGCAAUAUGUAGGCUUCUACAAAAUUGGGAAACAAGAAGUAUAUUUAGGCCAGCGUUGUUUCGGAAAAGAGUAUGGAAUACCUGCGCAUGAACUUAUGCAUGUAUUAGGAUUUUGGCACGAACAUAACAGACUUGAUAGGGAUGACUAUGUUGUAAUCAAUACAAAUAAUAUUAGACAAGGUAAACAAGAGCAAUAUGACAAAGAGGAUGGAUCUGUGAUUCAAAAUUUAACUCCCUACGACUACUACAGCAUUAUGCACUAUGGCGUGGAGAGCAACGCAAAAUCUCUUGGCCUUCAAACAAUAACAGUACUUGACAAGAAUAUAGACAUAGACAGAAUUGGACAAAGGACUGACUUGACUGAUUCUGACGCCUUCGAGAUACGUUGCAUGUAUGGAUGUGCCUCUUGUGAAGUCAUAAAUGAAUGUGAAAUGGGAACGGAUAAUUGUCAUAUAAAUGCUGACUGUUUGGACACUGAAAUGAGUUAUACUUGCACAUGUCAGGAUGGAUUCUCGGGAGAUGGAUUUUCUUGUACAAAUAUAGAUGAAUGUGAAGACGGCACUGAUAAUUGUCACAAAAAUGCUUGCUGUUUGGACACUGAAGGGGAUUAUAUCUGCACUUGUAAGGAUGGAUUCUCUGGCGAUGGAUUUUCUUGUACAAAUAUAGAUGAAUGUAAAGACGACACUGAUAAUUGUCACAAAAAUGCUUACUGUUCAGACACUGAAGGGAAUUUCAUUUGCUCCUGUAAGGAUGGGUAUUCUGGAGAUGGAUUUUCAUGUACAAAUAUAAAUUGUUACGGUUAA
Owenia fusiformis is the source of this 1330-nucleotide messenger RNA. The record is from the annotation of a GenBank genome assembly. Lineage: Eukaryota; Metazoa; Annelida; Polychaeta; Sabellida; Oweniidae.